AUGCAAUCAAUAAAAAAAAUUGAUUAUUUGAUAUUUUUUUUAUUUUUAAACUUGCUUAUUUCUUCAACUUUUGGUUUUGUUGAUUGUGGAAUACUUAAAUGUGAAGGAGUUGAAAGAGAAGUUUGUGAAAAUAUGGGAGGUCGUUUUUACCCAUAUGAUCCAACUGUUGGAGCAUGUUGUUCAUUUUGCUUAAGUAAAGAUGGUCUUCAAUUAAAUGCCUAUACUCUAGAAUGGAUCUCCAAAUCUACAUUUGAACCAUAA
This is a messenger RNA of Dictyostelium discoideum AX4, 261 nucleotides long. RefSeq lists its product as hypothetical. The record is from RefSeq and is a predicted model, not a curated record. Bases 1 to 261 code for a protein of 86 amino acids. The transcript has a single exon. NCBI's taxonomy places the organism in Eukaryota, Evosea, Eumycetozoa, Dictyosteliales, Dictyosteliaceae.